GCACUGCCACCACGCUCAUGAACCACCACGGCCACAACGCGGAGGCAGCAAGGGUCAACAACGGGACUGAGAAGUGCUAAGUAGGACAGCAUGCACGCGAAAUGGCCAGGAACGACGGCAAUCUGGGGGAGCCUUAUCUCUCCUGCCUGGGAUCGCCCAGCGUCACACAACUCGCUCAGGUGCACUCAGCAGAUAGAACCCGGCCAGAUAGCAAAUAUUCUACUGCCUGCCGCUACUCCCAGUCCAUCACAUAAAUAUCAUUCCACAUGCUCCCAAUGUCGCCAGCCACCUCCCCCAGAGUUUCCCCCGACCUCCGAGUCAACUCUACUGGCCCCGCGCCUGCCUCUGUCUGCCCGUCAUGCUCCCGACACUGACAAGCGACGCCCCCGACGAGCUUGAGCGCCAGCUCUCCACCUCUUCCAUCGAGAAGAUGCGCACCCCCGAAUCUUCCUCCAAGAAGGACUCCGAUGCGUAUCUUGAUCACGAGAAGGUCGACGUUAACGAGGUGCCGUAUGACGAGGACACCGAGGUCAAGGUUAUCGAGAAGGCCGAGGAAGUCGCAAUCGAAAUUCUGAGCUCGGAGGAUCAUCCUGAACUCCCUGCGUGGACGUUCCGAACCCUCUUCCUUGGCGUCGGUCUGAGUGCCUUCGGUUCCGUUCUCUCCACUAUCUACACGUUCAAGCCUCAGAACGCCUCGGUUUCUCAACUCUUCUGUCUCAUUAUCGCCUAUGUCCUCGGUACGGCCAUGCACGUCAUCAUGCCCUCGCACAGCUAUUGGCGCUACCUCAACCCCGGUCCCUUCAACAUCAAGGAACAUACUGCGAUCGUGAUCAUGGCCUCUACUGCGUCCACGGUGGCCGUGGCGAUGGAGAUCAUCGCUGCGCUCGACCUCUUCUAUGACAUCCGCCUGAAUGCAGCCGUCGCCAUCUUCCAGAUCUUCGCGAGCCAGAUGAUUGGGUACGGUAUCGCUGGUGUGCUCCGCGAGCUACUGGUGUACCCAACCUACGCGUUCUACCCGACGUACAUCUCGGUCGUCAACCUACUCCAGUCCCUCCAUUACGGCAACGUGCUAAACCAGAAGCGCCGCAAGUUCUUCUGGAUCGUCUUCAUUGCCAUCUUCUGCUGGGAGUGGAUUCCGCAGUACCCCUUCCCGCUGCUCACUGCCAUCUCGAUUAUCUGCCUCGCCGACAACGGUAGGCAUGACUUUGUGCGCAACCUCUUCGGUGCGGGAUCCUCCAACGAAGGCAUCGGGUUGUUCAGCUUCAGCACGAGCUGGACGCUUAUCACGCAGGGGUUCCCUCUCGUCUGGCCCCUCCAGACUCAGGUCAACUCCUACCUGGGCAUGGCGAUCGGCUACCUCGUGCUGACGCUCUGCUACUACAAAAACGUCUUCGGUGGGCGGGAGCUCGAGUGGAUGUCGACGUCGCUCUUCUUCGAGAACGGCACAACGUACGACCAGAGCCUGAUCCUGAACCCGGACAACUCGCUCAACAGGACGGCGCUUGCCGAGGUCGGCCUACCGUACUACACGACAACGUACGCGAUCAGCCAAAUGUGCUACAACUUCUCCUUCGGCGCGUGCAUCGUGCACGUCUUGCUCUGGUACUGGUCGGACCUCAAGAAGGCCGCAAAACAUGCCGUUUCGACCUUGAGGCGCAUCCGCGAGCCGAUCGAGAUCGACGACCCACAUUGGCGCGAGAUGCAGAAGUAUAAGGAGGUGCCCGCCUGGUGGUACAUCUCGCUCUUCGUCAUCUCCCUCGCCAUCGGCAUUGGCUGCAGUUACACGACUGGUUCUGCGCUCCUCCCUUGGUGGAGUAUCAUCCUCUUCACAGUCAUCAGCUUCUUCCUCGCCAUCGCGCUCGGCUUUAUCACCGCGACGACGGGCUUCAACAUCUCAGUCAAGUAUGCGAUCCAGAUCCUCGCUGCGUUCAUCCAUCCAGGCCAGCCCAUUGCGGUCAUGUACGUCAACCUGUACGGCAACUCGACCACCUUCCAGACGUUAUACAUGCUGCAGGAUCUCAAGCUAGGCCAGUACACGAAGCUGCCACCCCGUGCGACCUUCGCUGCCCAGAUGUUGGGCUCGAUUGUUGGUUCUAUCUUCAACUACACGAUGAUGCGCUCUAUCGUCGACGCGAACCGUGAAGUACUUAAGGACCCGACGGGUACCCGUGUCUGGUCGGGCUGGAUCAUCCAGCAAUAUAACUCAGCGUCCGUCGCCCUAGGCGCGCUCGGCACCGAGCUCUACUCGGUACACAAGCGGUACGACAUGCUCGCGUUCGCGAUCUUCAUCGGCCUGCUGCUCCCGGUCCCGUUCUGGCUCCUCCACCGCUACACCAAGCCGGGCACGCUCGUCAACCGGUUCGCGAGCUACGUCAACAUGCCCAUCAUCUCGCUCUACGUCGGCUACCUGCCGUACUCCGUCAACGGCCAGUGGUGGUCGUGCUUCGUGAUCGGCUUCGCGAGCCAGUGGUGGCUCCGCAAGUACCGCCCCGGCUGGUUCAAGAAGUACAACUACCUCCUGUCCGCCGCGCUCGACGGCGGCAGCCAGGUCAUCAUCUUCAUUCUGUCCUUUGCCGUGUUCGGCGCGAGUGGCAAGGCGGUCGAUUUCCCUUUGUGGUGGGGUAACCCCGACCCGAGCGUGUUUUCUGUGGACCGGUGUAAGGCGACCUGAGUUGACGCUGGCUGGCGUAUGUAAAAAAUGUAUAGCUGUAAACGACGUCACAUUUAGAUGGGGACGACUUGGUACGAUAUACAACAUGAUAUAAACGGUACUUGUACUCUAGACCAGCCUGUGGAUAAUGCGACGCAUCGGGCAGA
Molecule: messenger RNA, 2817 nt
Organism: Fomitopsis serialis
Lineage: Eukaryota; Fungi; Basidiomycota; Agaricomycetes; Polyporales; Fomitopsidaceae
Product: OPT oligopeptide transporter
Exons: 12
Coding region: 359-2671 (770 amino acids)
Biological process (GO): transmembrane transport
Molecular function (GO): oligopeptide transmembrane transporter activity
Source: RefSeq, a predicted model, not a curated record